Penicillium waksmanii is the source of this 321-nucleotide messenger RNA. RefSeq lists its product as uncharacterized. The record is from RefSeq and is a predicted model, not a curated record. Bases 1 to 321 code for a protein of 106 amino acids. The transcript has 2 exons. NCBI's taxonomy places the organism in Eukaryota, Fungi, Ascomycota, Eurotiomycetes, Eurotiales, Aspergillaceae.
AUGCCCGCUCCAGAGAUCGAAUCUGAUGUCGAAUCAUACAGCGAAGAGGAGGGCUGCCAAGAGACAGCAAUCUACAGCGGCGUGUUAAAUGAUACAACGUCUCUUCCUAGCGAUGCCUCCCCCUCCUCUCUUGAUCUCCAUUCCGACUUCACGGGAAGCCUAGCCUACCAGUAUAACCUGGGUAACCACGCGUUUCACCGACUUGAAAUGCUGAUGAAAGCUGCUACGACGAAACCCCCGAAGAAUCGAACCGAGGCCACAGAGACCCCGUUCACGCCACACCCGCCCCGUCCCCGAACACUACAAGACCCCGAUGAGUAG